UCUUCCGACGAGGUAAGAACGGAAAGGUGUAAAUAUUCUGCAAAAGUUAUAAUUCUUAAUAAUGUCUUAAUUGCAGCUAAUUAUUACAAAGUACUGUGCUUCAAUUGUCGUAUAAUUUUAUUGUACACAGAAGAUACUUAAAAGAUGGCAAACCUACAAUUGUUAUUAAACAGCGGAUUAAUAUUGAUCAUUGCCACGGUUUUGUCUAGCAGUCAAAAUUUAUACACUAACGAUAUCAAUGAAUUAAAUAAUCGUUUGUUAAAUGAUAUCUUUCCGGAACACUACGACGUUGAAUUGACACUGCUGAACCUUGAGAACACCGCUGUAAAUUAUUUUAACUUCUUUGGCAAAUGCAAUAUCAUCGUCAAAAUCAUUACACGGAUUACUUUUUUUAAAAUAAACGUAGCGCCAUCAAUAAAUAUACUUGCUAGCACCAUAGUUAAACAAAACCAACCCGAAACAAAUAUCUCACACCAGAGCCAGAAUUAUGUAAACGAACUAGCUUCAUUUCAAGUCUUCAACUUUUAUCCACUUGAACUUGAACCAGGAAUGUAUAUCGUGAAAUUGGGAUUUAAUGGUACCGCAUAUGAUAAUGAACGUGGAUUCUUUCGUACCUCCUACAUGCAGAAUAGAAAUAAACGAUGGUUGCUCGCAACGAAUUUCCAGCCAAAUGGGGCUCAACAAGUGUUUCCAUGUUUUGAUGAGCCAGCAUUUAGGGCCACUUUCAGUAUCUCCAUAAAUUGCAAUCAGAAAUAUCAAGUAGUAUCGAAUAUGGCACUCAAUUUUGAAAAGUUUAGCACUUCUGGUUCUACAAAUAAUCUCCAAAGGGCAAUUAUUAACACUACGCCUAAAAUAUAUCCCAAUCUCGUGGGAUUUAUGAUCUAUGAUUUUCUUUACGAUUAUACAUUAGUACAAGAACAAACACACAGAAUAUAUUUUAGAGACAUUAAAUUACAUGUAAAUUUUACGAAAAAAGUUAUUGAAAACAUUACAUCGCUUUUCAAAGACGAUUGGCGGAAAUUGGAAGAGAUUGUGGAAGUAAUUGCAGUUAAAUAUGUCUUGAUUCCUAUUUUUCCGUUUGAUGGCAAAAAUAAUUGGGGACUUGUUUAUUUUAGAGAAGCAAAUGUCAUUUACAACCAACAAUUAGAUUCGUUUGGGCGCAAAAUAGAAGUGGCGCGCUUAAUAGCACAGAAAAUGGCACAUCAAGUGUUUGGUAAUUUAGUUAGUCCUUCUUGGUGGACUGAUCAGUGGUUGAACGAUGGUAUUGCUGUGUUUUUUGGCAUAGAUGCUGUUAAUAAGACUUUUCCAAACACUCGAAUGUGGGAUCUGUUCGUAGUUCGAGAUUUACACGAAUCGCUACAUUUGGACACUUAUUUUUCCAUGAAACCUCUUUCUUCGGCAGACUUUAGCAGUAGCUUUGAAAUUGAGACAACUUACUGCUUUUUCCGUUAUUUGAAAGCACCUGCUUUGUUACGCAUGUUGCAUCAUAUAAUGACCGAUAAAUUAUUUCGAAACGGAAUUCAUCUAUAUCUUAAAACAUAUCAGUAUAGGACAGCAACUGUUGACGAUUUUUGGACCUCUAUGCAAGCUGCAUUAGAUGCUUGGAACGAAGAAAAUUGUUUGUUAAAAAUGGCGAUGAACACUUGGACAAAUGACAAUUAUCCAAUAGUAAAUGUGGCAACAAAUUUUAAGGAAAAUAGUGACAUAAAUGUGAUAGUAUCACAAAAAAAUAGCAAUAAGUUUUUUAAGGAUAAAUGGUGGAUACCUAUAACGUGGUUUACGAGUAAGUCACUAAUUCAUUCCGAUCAUUCUGCAUCAGGCGAAACGUGGUUACAUCCAGAUGAUACAAAAGUUUUAACUACUAUCAAUAGUGCUAACGAUUGGGUCAUCGUCAAUGCAAAUCGAACUGGAUAUUAUCGCGUCAAUUAUGAUAACCAAAAUUGGCAAAGAAUUGGAAACUUUCUGAAUUCUUCACAUUAUAAGCAAAUACAUGUCCUCACUCGUGCUCAAUUAAUCGAUGACGCGUUUCAUCUUAUGGUAGCUCAGAAACUGAAAUCACGUGUAUUUUGGAAAUUCACAAACUAUUUGUCGCAAGAAACGGAUUAUAUAGCAUGGUAUCCCAUGAUCAAAGCAUUGGAAUACAUGUCGAGUAUUUUUCCAUUUUCAAAUAAGAAAGUCGAGAAUAUUAAGGCACACAUGGUAAAAAUCUUAAGUGCACUUCUUAAUAAAAUAGGAUACAAUGAAAAAUCCAAUAGAGACAAUCUUACCAGAUGUUUAAGAGAAGAAGCAACAAAGUGGGCAUGCAUACUUGGCGAUCCUCUGUGCAAAAAAUAUGCACUUCAAAAAUUACAAUGGCAUCUUGAAGAUCAUAAAAAAAACAAACUUUUACCGUGGUGGAAGGAAUGGACACACUGUAAAGGCUUAAUGACAGCGGAUAGUAUGAUUUGGUACAGUGUGGUCAACGUAUGGGACACGGAUCAUGAUAAUACACUGUUAAAACACUUACUGUGCUCUGAAGAUUAUUAUAUUGUCUUUCAAUCUAUAACAUUAAUGUUGGACAAUAAUGACAAAAACAUUAUAAAUGUACGAUCCAAUGAUAGUGUUCAUUAUUUUCUGUCUCUUCUUUCAAAACAUGCCAAUAACGAACAUUUACUCGAGGAUAUACUUGAUCAAUUUUUGGAUAUGAAACCCAAUAAAGUUACUGAGACUGCUGCGUUAAAUAUUAUUAUUAAUCAUAUAUAUUCCAAGAAACAACUUCAAAAGGUUAAAAAGUUUGUGAACAACAAAUUGUCAGAUCUAAAAUUAAAAGUUCAUUACAAGAUUGAAACACGUAUAACUGAAAUUAAUAGUCGAAUCAAAUAUCUUCAUUUCGUUUCAAAAUAGGUAGAGAUUUUGGAUAUAGAGUAUAGAACCGAUAUCGCUAAGUGGUAAAUAAAUGGAACUAAUAAAAGAUGACAACUGCAAA
Linepithema humile (Argentine ant) is the source of this 2965-nucleotide messenger RNA. RefSeq names its product aminopeptidase N-like. Gene Ontology annotation, biological process: proteolysis; peptide catabolic process. Gene Ontology annotation, cellular component: cytoplasm. NCBI's taxonomy places the organism in Eukaryota, Metazoa, Arthropoda, Insecta, Hymenoptera, Formicidae. Gene Ontology annotation, molecular function: zinc ion binding; peptide binding; metalloaminopeptidase activity. The record is from RefSeq and is a predicted model, not a curated record.